UUACAUUACUCGUCGUGCGCGCAAGAUGAAUUGCAAAUAAUGUAAAGCAACAAAAAAUAUUAUUUACUUAUUAUUAUUAUGACACUUUAUUUCACAUAAACAGGUUAACAUAAAACAGACAAAACAAACCAAAAAUUUUUUUAUGUACAAAGGCGAACUUAUCUCAAAAAGGGAUCUCUUCCAGCUAACCUUUACCUCUAUUAGUAUUUAUUAUUAUUGUAUUCCGCGUGUAUGGUGGACUUUAAAUUGGAUCCGCAUGCGACUCUCGUGUGUGAGCAUCGUUAUUUACAUGCAAAAUAAAUGCAAAACGCUGUCUCGCUCACAUACCUACUCGAUACUUAACCGCGUAAGAUUGAGUUGCAUUUUUAGGGUUCAUUUCAUGGGUUAAUUAUAGCUUCGUCAUGUCCAUCUGUCUGUGUCCGUGUGCGUCUGUCUGUCGUGAGAGUUUAUUUUAAUGAUUCCUUUUCUAUGAUGUUAGGUUUAACCAGUGUUUUCAACCCUUUUCAAGACCCUCUAAAAAAAACAAAGUUUUCGCGGAUACCUUGUUACCCUCAGAGACCCACAUGAUCGCAUCGCUUCUCUUCCUUGACAAAACAUACCUAUUUUUUUUUUUUAAGUCUGGCCUACUGCGGUAAUGCUACAAAUUAGAUCAACUAAUCUUUUAAAUCUAUUACAGUAUUCAGUAUUAUACAUUGUUGUCUUGUAAAAACCAUGUUUACAAACGGUGAGUUUUUCUUUUCUACAUAAAAUGAAAAAUGGACAUGAAAAAUAUUGGAAUUCUCGAUUUUUUUUAGGUAAAUGGCAACAUCGCGCCGUCUCGCCGAACCAAUCGCGGUGAGCGACCGAGAUCACAAGCCAGUCAGCAUCACGUGUCGUGUGCAGCGGUCGUGUCGCUCCCGCUCGCAGCCCAAUUCACGCGUCGCUUGACAGUUGUGCAAAAUAAUGAACCACAGUGACAGUGUAUAGUGGAAAGCUCUAUUUUAACGUGAGGAUUUACCCAUUUUUAAGGAGGAGGAGUGCGAUUUUAACGAGGGAUGCGAGAGCUUGAAACCCUUCUAUAAACUUAAACUUUGUGUGUGCCAUGCUGAUAAGUACUAGAUAAGUGCUAUGUGGUGCGUGCUGGUGCUAUCUCUGUGGGUGGUGGGCGCGGCGGCGCACUACACCCCGACCUGGGCGGUGCACGUGCCGGGCGGGCCCGCCGCCGCCGACGCCGUGGCCAGGGACCAUGGCUUCGUCAAUCUUGGAGAGAUCUUCGACAACCACUACCACUUCCACCACAACUCGGUGGCCAAGCGGUCGCUGUUGCCCUCGCACGACCACCACGGGCGUCUCGAGGGAGACACGAGGGUGCGCUGGGCGCGACAGCAAAAAGCUCUGUCGCGGAAGAAACGGGACUUUAUAGUCUUCAACACCUCUUCUACAGUCGGGACGUAUGUCCCAUCGCCGUCAUCGGCGACGAAGAGAGAAGCAGGGAACAAGAGAGAGAUACCAGCGAGAGUGAAGGGUCGGCCGAGAGCCGCCGACUCCAAGUUUCAACUCAACGACCCAAAGUGGCCACACAUGUGGUAUCUAAACCGAGGUGGCGGUCUCGACAUGAACGUGAUCCCAGCGUGGCGGGAAGGAAUCACGGGCCGCGGCGUCGUGGUCACUAUUCUGGACGACGGGCUGGAGACCGACCAUCCUGACUUAAUUAACAAUUAUGACCGGAUGGCAUCAUACGACGUGAACUCGCACGACCCAGAUCCGCAGCCGCGGUACGACAUGAUCGACUCAAACCGCCACGGCACGCGGUGUGCGGGUGAAGUAGCCGCCACUGCUAACAACUCGCUCUGCGCGGUUGGCGUCGCGUUCGGAGCUAGCGUUGGAGGUGUGCGGAUGCUGGACGGUGACGUGACGGACGCGGUGGAGGCGCGUUCGCUCAGCCUCAACCCCCAGCACGUCGACAUCUACAGCGCGUCCUGGGGACCCGACGACGACGGCAAAACAGUCGACGGACCCGGGGAACUGGCCCAUCGGGCGUUCCUCGAGGGAGUUACUAAGGGUCGCAGCGGGAAAGGUUCCAUCUUCGUGUGGGCCUCCGGUAAUGGCGGGCGCGAGCACGACAACUGCAACUGUGAUGGCUACACCAACUCCAUUUGGACUCUCUCCAUCUCUUCCGCGACCGAACGAGGAGAGGUGCCGUGGUACUCUGAGAUGUGCAGCUCUACGCUUGCUGCCACGUACAGUAGUGGCGCGCUAAAUGAGAAACAGGUGGUGACAACAGACCUGCACCAUUCGUGCACCGCGGGCCACACGGGCACGUCAGCGUCCGCGCCACUCGCGGCGGGUAUAUGCGCGCUGGCGCUCCAAGCCAACCGCGAACUGACGUGGAGGGACAUGCAACAUAUCGUGGUCCGGACGGCGCGUCCAGAGCGUCUGAGCGCCGGCGGCGAGUGGCGAGUCAACGGCGUGGGUAGAAACGUGUCACACUCGUUCGGCUACGGGCUGCUGGACGCUGCGGGCAUGGUCCGAAUGGCGCGAAGUUGGAAAACCGUGCCACCGCAGCGGACGUGUGAACUCGUCGCGCCCAAACCGCAGCGAGCGGUGCCGCCCCGCUCCAGCGUGACUUUACAGUUGGACGUGAACGCGUGUCCGGGAGUCAACUACUUGGAGCACGUGCAGGCGAAGGUUUCCCUCUCCGCGGCCAGGAGGGGGGACCUGAAGAUCACUCUUACGUCACCAGCUGGGACUGAGGUCACGUUACUUGCUCCAAGGGCUCACGACUCGUCCCGCGCUGGAUUCACAUCAUGGCCGUUCAUGUCGGUACACAUGUGGGGCGAGAACCCCAUAGGUGUCUGGCAGCUCGAGGUGUCCAACGAGGGACGUUACAUGGGCAGAGCGACGUUACAAGACUGGUCAUUAAUUUUAUACGGCACGACCCAGCCCGCCGCCAAAAACGAUCCCAUACCCUUCCGGAACCCAAUAGUGCGCAAAAAGAGCAACGCCACUCGACCCGUCGUGGUCCAAACUAAGAAAAACAACAGAGGGAAACCUGUCCCUGUACUUCCUACUUAUACGGUUGGAGUCGUGAAAGGGAAGAGGAAAAAGAAUAAGAACUCCAAGAACUCAAAUAGGAACUCGCAGAAGUCUAAGCAGAUUCGACCAGCGACGCAAUCAGCGACGGAUAGCUCUACAGCGCGAGCAGCGACGUCUUCGGCGCCAGAUUUGAGUUUAAACUUGCAAGGGGAUUUAGGGGAUCCGCUGGCGGAUGCCAGAGGGCGCAAGAUGACGAGUCUGUUCGAGCACAAUCCGAAAAUCCAGUUAAUUUAUCCGGCGUCGCUGCAAGCUAACGCGGGCCCGCUCUCACAAUGGGAGCUCAUCUUCUAUGGCACGGAGACGCCGGCCCAAGAAGACGACGUGUCUUUGGACGCGCAGAAGGCUGGGACCUGGAACUCAAGGGAACCUGAGCCUGUGGACGAAGUCCAGCAGAACGAUAUAGAGUUCCCGCCAGCAUGGCAUGACUCGCAUUCGAUCCGCGAGGAAGCACCCUCAGACGCGCGCGCUGACGGCGCGGACGCGCUGCGCUCCGGAUGCACUGCGCGCGCGCCGCCCCCCUCGCACCGCUGCCUAGAAUGCGCGAAGGGUUUGCACUUGUACGAGGGGCGGUGCUUCACGCGCUGUCCGCCCGGGACAUACGCCAGCGAGUUACUGCAGGAGCGCAGCUCAAGACGACGUAACCUCACUUAUUUCGAGACGCCCCAGCACAGGAAAAGACAAGGCACUGACGCUCCUACAGCUUUGGAAGCUGCCGAUAUGGAAGCUUUUGAUAUAACCGCCAAGUCUCCUUUAGUCUGCCUGCCGUGUCACUACACGUGCGCGACGUGCUCGGGCCCGCACAAUAGCCAAUGCCUGUCGUGUUUAGAUGACGCUCGUCUUUUCAACAUGUCGGAUGUGGAGCCGCGACUCUAUUGUUACCCCAAUACUGUCCUACCGCAAAUCGAUAAUGCGAACUGGCACUACAGACUAAACAUAGCACUAUCUCUGGCUCUGUUCAUUAUUUGCUUCAUAUCACUAUAUUUUUUGACUGUUUGUCUUAUUAAAAAAUGCGGCGCAUAUUGCUGUGGUAGUCACUAUUCAUCUAACUUGGUUAACUCCAAUAUUGCUUAUAAUAAACUCGCCGUGGACGAGACUCAGCAAAAUGAAGCGGAGAUAGAAGAUGAAAUUCUACAAGCCAUAAAGUAUACCAGUGACAGUGACUCUGAGGAUAAUUUGAAUUUAUAGCGUCUAGCGAUAUUCCACUCCGAGUAUUAUGAAUUAGUCGAACAACUGAGUUGUAGCGAGUAGCAAAAAGUGAGAACGCUUUCAGACUAGCGUGUUUUCUUCGAGUAGAAACGCAAAUGUGCGCUAUUACAUUGGCGUGUGUCAUUCGUACGCGUUUAUACCACUGUAAGUGAAAAACUGGCAGAAUUGAGAAUUAAAGUAACUUUUUUACUUUGUUUAGACACAUCACUAGGUUUGAUAAAGCAAAUGCCCCAUUUCAGAGCGACUUCGGCAGAAAACUUUUUUCCUAGGUUGAGCGCAUAAACUACUCUAGUCUGUAAGCGCUCUAAGAGAAUAAGAAACGAGUGCAGGGCAAAAAUGUGAUAUUCCCGAAAUAAUGUCACAAGUUAAAUGUUAGUAUACACAUCGUCGACUGUAAAAUGACAAAAAACUAGGACCGUACAAAAUUUUAGUGUUAAUUAUUCGUCCAAAGAGAUUUCUAAAACUUCUUCUUUCCUUUAUUUGGUUCAAAUACUACGAUAUUCCACUGAGAUUUGCGAAUAAAGCACGUACGUGACUUGACGCAAUGUGGUUUUAGAAAAGCUGUAGGUAUAUAAGAGUAUGUAUAUAUUUGUGACUAUACUUUUUCGCCUUACGGACCCGAGUCAGAUACAUACUUAUUACGUGUUAUUUAUUCUCGGAAUUUAACUCCUUAAAUGGUAAUGUGAUAAAUUCUCGGAGACGUGAAAAAUAGUUUAUAAAAAGUAUUUAAAUAAAAAUAAAUAAAUAAAUAUUAAAAAAAUAAAUAAAAUUAAAAUAAAUAUUUAUAGGACAUUAUUACACAACUUGACUAAGUCCCACAGUAAGCUGAAUAAGGCUUGUGUUGUGGGUACUUAGACAAGGAUACAUAUAAUAUAUAAAUAUUUAUAAAAACUUAAAUACAUAGAAAACACCCAUGACUCAGGAACAAAUAUUCAUGCUCAUCACACGAAUAAAUGCCCUUACCAGGAUUUGAACGCGGGACCAUCGGCUUCGUAGGCAGGGUCACUACCCACUAGGCCAGAUCGGUCGUCAAAAUACAAAUAUAGUAAACACCCCUAUAAUGGAACAGGCACCAGUAAUGGGAUGGUAUAUUUAGACAAAUCUUGUAAUACAAGUAUUUACGAUCAGUUUUUAAUCGCUGGCAACAUUUUACCAUAAACAAGAGCCAAAGAGCUGCUUAAGUUUAAUUUUUCAUUGUUAUUUGUUAAUUUGAAAAUUAAGGGCGCCAUACAUCCCAUGACUGACUGGAACAAAAAACCAUAGUUUUAACUGGUUAAUAAUAUUGAAACCAAAUGCAGUAGCUUUCAUUAAAUAAAUAUAAACCAUCAAGGACGAAUUGGAUAUUUAACCUUUAAAGCAUAAAGCGGUAGAAAUUUUACAGAUGUCGGUGAAUUAACAAAAAUACUCUUUAUUUUCUCUUAAAUGUCCCAUGAUUGGUGCCGUUAACAUACUUCCUUGAUUACUAUAUCAAAUGCAAAAUACAAAAUAGUUUUUGUAUUUAAAAUACUGAAUACAGAAUAGAUGCUUUCAAAAUACUUUUUUUUAAUACAAGUAUUUUGCGAUAAAAGGUACUGUGAAUCGUGAAUAUCGUUGCCGGGGAGGUUUUGGGAUUAUGCUGAGCAACUUUUACUAUGGGACUAAUCCCGAAAACUCGAAAAAAAAUUUUACCCUCCCAUAGAAAAUGGACCAGCUGAAAUGUAUGAAACAGCCAGAAAUAUUUAUCGCGAUUUCGAGGUUGGUCCCAUAAUAAAAGUUGCUCAGUAUAAGCCCAAAACCUCCCUGGCAACGGGAAUGCACAUAUUUUUUGGCCACCUUGUAUAGUCUGAAUUAAAAAAUAUCACUCGGAAUUUCCGAGUUGCAGAGGCUCUCUUUAUUUUUUGAAAACAGUGUUUCCUGGUAAAAUGGACUUUUAAGUGAUGGUUUUUAACGGUCAAGCUAAAAUAUGUUGCUGGCUCGUGGUCCAUUAGGUCGACUACUUUGAAACCUUUAAGGAUUACUCACUAAGAUUAUCCGACGUUAACGUGAACUUUUAUUUUCUAAGUAGCUUUAAAAUCCAUUUUCUGGACCCUGGUCAAGUAACUGAAAACUUAGUGUACUUUACGCAAGGAGUUUUAAAACUUUGAAAAGUUGGGGUAAGUAAAACCAGGGUCUUUAAAUUUAUUAUUUCAUUCCUUGGUCUUAAGAGGUGAUCACAGUUAUUUUUGUUGGAUGCAAAUUUAAUAGUUUCCUUAGAUCUAGUGUAUUUAGGUAAGUAGGUAAUAAAGUAGGUGUAACUUUAGACACUUUUAUAGUGAACAAUUUUGCACACGUCAAAUCAAACAAAGCGAUUGAAUGAUAACUCUUGAACUACACCGUGGGCAACUAUAACCCGAUGUACUUCAUCAUGUAAGAGUAAGACAUUUUUUUUAAUAAAGGGAGACUAUCUAUCGGUCUGAGGGAGAUACACGUACUAAUCCGAGAGUUCUGGGCGGUCUUUCCACCGAUAAAUUUUAUAUGCCAAUGUGUUUUUUUUAUUUUUUAAAUUACAUAUUAUAAAUAUCAUCCGCCGUUCUUUUUGCCUUAGGCGUAGCAACGGCCAUGAAAAUUUCCAACUGACAACUUUACAAGUUUUAAUAUGUUGACGUUUAUAGGUUCUGUCAAGUCAAGUACCUACACUUUUCGAGUAUGAUUAUUAAAUUUGUCGGGUUAUUAGGUCCCACGGUGUAGUUAUAUUAGAAAGUAGGGUAUUUGAGAUUCCGGCUGUGAUCCGCUCUUAAAUAAAUGCGACCAAACGUAGCAAUAAUUCGUAAAGCAUAAUAUUACUUAAGGUAAAUUUGCUCAAGUUGCCAUCUUAUGUGUAGCUGUAGAGUAAGCUUGAUUGAUGUAAAUAUGUGCUACAUAUGUAAAUAAAGGAGUUCCUAUUUUUA
Molecule: messenger RNA, 7187 nt
Organism: Cydia pomonella (codling moth)
Lineage: Eukaryota; Metazoa; Arthropoda; Insecta; Lepidoptera; Tortricidae
Gene: Fur1
Product: furin-like protease 1
Exons: 17
Coding region: 1108-4260 (1050 amino acids)
Biological process (GO): peptide hormone processing
Cellular component (GO): Golgi membrane; trans-Golgi network
Molecular function (GO): serine-type endopeptidase activity
Source: RefSeq, a predicted model, not a curated record